CUGUUUCCUGGUGUGGGUCUAGCAUGGGUAUGAGCGUGCCUUGGGGAGCGGAGGGGGGGAACAGAUCCUGGGUCACCCUUCCUCUCCCUCCCCCUCGCUUCUCCCAAGACCCUCCCCCAUCGGUCCCCCACCCGCGCUCGUACGUGCGCCUCCGCCGGCAGCUCCUGACUCAUCGGGGGCUCCGGGUCACAUGCGCCCGCCUGGCCCUAUAGGCGCCUCCCCCCGCCCGCCCCCCGCCCGCGCCGGGAGCCGCAGCCGCCGUCGCCUCCGCCACUCCGGCUCUCUCUGCGCCGCGGCUGCCGCCACCAUCACCGUCACUGCCACUGUCACCGGCUAAGUCUGCAGCCCCGAGGAGAUCCUAGACAUCAUGUCCAUAGAGAAGAUCUGGGCCCGGGAGAUCCUGGACUCCCGUGGGAAUCCCACGGUGGAGGUGGAUCUCCAUACUGCCAAAGGUCUCUUCCGGGCUGCAGUCCCCAGUGGAGCCUCUACUGGCAUCUAUGAGGCCCUGGAGCUAAGGGAUGGAGACAAACAGCGUUACUUAGGCAAAGGUGUCCUGAAGGCCGUGGAUCACAUCAACACCGCCAUUGCACCAGCCCUCAUCAGCUCAGGUAUCUCUGUGGUGGAACAAGAGAAACUGGACAACCUGAUGCUGGAGUUGGAUGGGACUGAAAACAAAUCCAAGUUUGGGGCCAAUGCCAUUCUGGGUGUGUCCCUGGCCAUCUGUAAGGCGGGGGCUGCGGAGCGGGAAUUGCCUCUCUACCGCCACAUUGCUCAGCUGGCUGGGAACUCAGACCUCAUCCUGCCUGUGCCGGCCUUUAACGUGAUCAAUGGCGGGUCUCAUGCGGGGAACAAGCUGGCCAUGCAGGAGUUUAUGAUCCUCCCAGUGGGUGCUGAGAGCUUUCGUGAUGCCAUGCGACUUGGGGCAGAGGUCUACCACACACUCAAGGGGGUCAUUAAGGACAAGUAUGGCAAGGAUGCCACCAAUGUGGGGGAUGAAGGUGGCUUUGCCCCGAAUAUCCUGGAGAACAGUGAAGCCCUGGAGCUGGUGAAAGAAGCCAUCGACAAGGCUGGCUACACGGAAAAGAUUGUCAUUGGCAUGGAUGUCGCUGCUUCAGAGUUUCAUCGUGAUGGCAAAUAUGACUUGGACUUCAAGUCUCCUGCUGAUCCUUCUAGAUACAUCACUGGGGACCAGCUGGGGGCGCUCUAUCAGGACUUUGUCAGGGACUAUCCUGUGGUCUCCAUUGAGGACCCAUUUGACCAGGAUGACUGGGCAGCCUGGUCCAAGUUCACAGCCAAUGUAGGCAUCCAGAUUGUGGGUGAUGACCUGACAGUGACCAACCCAAAGCGUAUUGAGCGGGCAGUGGAGGAAAAGGCCUGCAACUGUCUGCUGCUCAAGGUUAAUCAGAUCGGCUCAGUCACUGAAGCCAUUCAAGCGUGCAAGCUGGCCCAGGAGAAUGGCUGGGGGGUCAUGGUGAGUCAUCGCUCAGGAGAGACUGAGGACACAUUCAUUGCGGACCUGGUGGUGGGGCUGUGCACAGGCCAGAUCAAGACUGGUGCUCCGUGCCGUUCUGAGCGUCUGGCUAAGUACAACCAGCUCAUGAGAAUUGAAGAAGAACUGGGAGAUGAAGCUCGCUUUGCCGGACAUAAUUUCCGCAAUCCCAGUGUGCUGUGAUCCCUCUACCUGCCUGGAGAGUUGAACCUCCAUCCCAUCCUCCUGGAAGCUCCUUCUCACUGUCCUAACCUGUGAUAGUUCACCCUGAGAUACCCUGAGCCCCAGGACAGCCAGAACUCCCUUACUAACCUGCUCCAGCUGCUCCCUGGCUUCCUUAAAACCCUUGCUGUCUUUGCUGUCCCCCCUCUCUGGGCCCCCAUUCUUUGGGUUUCCAUUUUCUCCACUUCUUCCUUUCCCUUCUCUGUUCCCUCAAAAACUGGAAAUAAGAAUGAGGAUUAGAAGGAGGUCUAUGGAAGAACAAUCAGUUCUGGAGUUUCAGGGCAGGUGUGUUAAGGUGUUUAGAGUGGGGCCAUGUGUCUCCUGUGCUUUGUUCUGUGUGUUUUCCAUGUUGCAUAUGAACCAUGAACUGUGCAUAGAGGUGAGGCAUAGGGGACUGACUACUGGGUUUAUAGUCAUGCCUACUUAAGGCUUUUGUGUAUUUAUUUAUUUACUUUUGUUAAUUAGUCAGCCAUUUCUUCUAGGGCCUAAAACUGGCCCUUCUUGAGAGGACUAUGCACCUGUAUUUCAUGUGGCUGCAGAUACUAAGAUGACCUGGGGUGGGAGGUCUUGCUAGAGAUGGGAAGGGUAACAGAAAGGGGUUUUUAGCAUCAGUUCUGUUGCGUGUACUAACUGAAGUCUGGCUUGGUCCAGAGUGGGGCUGUGUGCCUGGGAGACUUUUACAAAUCUCUCCCUAGCCCUAGGUUCCCUGUUCUUUCUCCAGCUGCACCAGAGCACUGUCUCACCUCCCCUGUGCUGUGUUCCACAGUUGCUUCCACCUCUGUGGCAUUGAAAUGAGCACCACCAUUAAAGUCUGAAUCACAGUGCA
Messenger RNA from Castor canadensis (American beaver), 2537 nucleotides. RefSeq names its product enolase 2 (gene Eno2). Gene Ontology annotation, molecular function: phosphopyruvate hydratase activity; magnesium ion binding. Gene Ontology annotation, cellular component: phosphopyruvate hydratase complex. Gene Ontology annotation, biological process: glycolytic process. Lineage: Eukaryota; Metazoa; Chordata; Mammalia; Rodentia; Castoridae. The record is from RefSeq and is a predicted model, not a curated record.